Molecule: messenger RNA, 1013 nt
Organism: Brachypodium distachyon (stiff brome)
Lineage: Eukaryota; Viridiplantae; Streptophyta; Magnoliopsida; Poales; Poaceae
Product: dormancy-associated protein homolog 3
Exons: 4
Coding region: 153-557 (134 amino acids)
Source: RefSeq, a predicted model, not a curated record
CAAUGCCCUCCAAAUAUCUCGCCUACAUACGUGCUCCCCCUCCGUCCCCCAAAACUCCUCUAUAAAUCUUCCCCCCCCUUGCUCCCUCCAACAAUGAAGGAAGGAAGGAGAAGGAUACACGGCGUCACAAACACCUCAAUACCAAGGUUUGCAUGGGACUCCUUGACCAGCUGUGGGACGACACGGUGGCCGGGCCGCGGCCGGAGUCCGGCCUCGGCAAGCUCCGCAAGUACGCCUCCUUCUCCCCGUCCUCCACGGCGGCGGCCGCGCCGCCGGCCGACGCGCCGGCGGUGACGCGGAGCAUCACCAUCCUCCGCCCGCCGGCUCUGUCCGUGCCGUCCGCGGGCAGCGAGGCCGGCGGAUCCGCGCCCUCGUCCCCGGCCAGCGUCCCGGACUCCCCCUUCGGCACAGCGAGAACACCUAGGGGAGACGGGUGGAGUAAGCUGCGCCGGAAAGGCAGGAUGGCCGCCGCCGACGGCAUGGACGCGGCAAGCCCUGGCACCCCAAGGAGCCCGACCGUCUACGACUGGGUGGUGAUCAGCUCGCUGGACCGCUGAAGCUGCUCCGCGGAGGCAAAAAGAGCUGCACAAGCACAACGAGAGCACUCAGCUGCAAGGACCCUGAAGACGGAUCACAAGAUCGACCUCUUGUCCUCUAAUUUCAGCUUGUCCCAGUAUAUAUGUCAGUUAUGUACCUCCGCUGUAAACCUCUACGUAUGGUAUAUGUGUCACCGUGUAGAUCGAAGUCCUAGCAGCUGAAGGAAAAAUGGUAGGGAAACCGGCUGGCUAUGACCUGAAGCGAAUGAGACCGAUGUGAUUGUGUACUGUACUGUGGUGUCGUCCUACUAGUGCUAGUAGAGGGGGUGGCUUGGGUGUGCGAGCUGAUGUUACUGUGGCCUGCUCGGCUCUCCACUGCCUUUGUUUGUACAAGGCGGAAGAAGGCAUGUGCUAAUGCAGUGUAAAAUAUCUCUGCAAUAAUGCAUGGCGAAUUAAGCGUGUUCUGAACAUACUGAA